This is a messenger RNA of Fimicolochytrium jonesii, 831 nucleotides long. RefSeq lists its product as uncharacterized. The coding region runs from base 1 to 831 and encodes 276 amino acids. The record is from RefSeq and is a predicted model, not a curated record. The transcript has 2 exons. Lineage: Eukaryota; Fungi; Chytridiomycota; Chytridiomycetes; Spizellomycetales; Powellomycetaceae.
AUGGCGCAAGAGGAGCUGGCCACACUUGAGGAGGAGGAGGGACACUGGCGGGCGUUGGGAAAGCUGGUGAAGGAGACGUGCGGUUCAACCACACGCCAGGCGAUGAUGGCGCACACUACGCCCCUCUUCGACGCCCACCGAGCGCGCCUGGCAGCUGCGAAGCAGAAGGCAGAGACGGGGCAGGCUUUUACACCCGCCUCCGACGACGCCGAUGAUGAUGACGAGGAGUAUAUGUCGAUGGAGAGCCUCCCACACUCGGAGUCCGUGUUGUCAUACGGAUCUACAUCUGGUGGCGACGAGACAGCGGGCUCCGAGUUGUGGGAGGAGGAGGAAUACGCAUUUGCCUACGUCGGAGAGUUCCUUGCAUUACAGACAGAGUACAAUCGGAUGCGAUCGGAGAUGAUCGAGACGCAAGCUGCGGUAGACGCUGCACGACCCACAAGUCCUGCCAAAUGUGCAUUACAAGAAUCCCUGCGACAUCAAACUUGGAAUGCACAAGCGCCGCUUCCAUGUGGAGAUCACGUCGAGCUCGCGAAGGUUAAAGAUACACUGGAAAAGCAACUUCUGGCAAAAGCGGAACACUCCAAGCUCCGAGUGUCCGAAGCGCUCGGCGUGUACCGGCGAGAAAGAGAGGAGAAGGAGAAACUGGAGGCAACCGUUAAUGAACUCAAUGCGCAUCUCGUGGAGGAUUCACAAGAGAAGGACACCGACAUAGCGAAAUUGGCGGCGCACGUUGCAACUCUCGAGGCCCAAAUCGCUGCCAUGCGCUCCGACCAGAAGAUCAGUGACUUGCUGAAGCGAGCCUUUCGGAGGGCAGAGUUGACCCAUUGA